Molecule: messenger RNA, 771 nt
Organism: Trematosphaeria pertusa
Lineage: Eukaryota; Fungi; Ascomycota; Dothideomycetes; Pleosporales; Trematosphaeriaceae
Exons: 2
Coding region: 1-771 (256 amino acids)
Biological process (GO): regulation of DNA-templated transcription
Molecular function (GO): zinc ion binding; DNA-binding transcription factor activity, RNA polymerase II-specific
Source: RefSeq, a predicted model, not a curated record
AUGUUCAUGAUCAUGCCCGCUACGCGCAAGCCUGCCCUCUGCGAAGAACAGGUAGAAGAGCGGCGCGCACGCGUGAGGAAGGCGUGCAACCGGUGCCGCAUCAAGAAAUCCAAGUGUGAUGGCCACAUGCCCUGCGCGAGAUGCCAACGCGACAAAGUUGCUUGCACAGCCGAUCGCGGGCCAUUGGAUCGCAGAGAGCUGUCGCGGAGCUACAUCUCGUCUCUGGAGCAGCAGCAGAUAUCGCUGCUCAAUGCCCUUCACGAACUGCACCGCCGUUUUCCGACCGAUAGCAAGAUCCGAAACGUCCUAGGGCAGCUCGAGGCAAGCGGCUUCGACGUGCGUCCACUCGAGCCGCACAACGAAUUGCUCCGAGAUGGCGAUGCCGUGCGUGGACAGAGCGCCUCCGAAGGCAGAACGGACCACGCCGCGGGAGAUAAUGUAGGCUUGGACUUGGACAGCACUUGCUCGUUCAAUUUGGGGCCUCUUCUUGCACAGCCCGAGCCACUCGACUCGCAGACCGUGGCCGACUUUUUGUGGAGCGCCGGUGAUGUCACCACCCAGGGCAUACAUCAGGACGUCUUCUUCACCGAUCCACCAGCGGAUCUGUCUGCGCUAUUAAAUGUGGAUUUCACAAGCCCUACGGACUUCCCCACUCCUGGUGGGCGUGCUGGCCAGCAUCUAGCCUCUGUCUCACAAGAAAUGGGCUACGACCUAGACCGCGUAGGAAGUUCGGACGGUCAAGAUGCGCCGAGAGCGCCAUUAGCCAUAUAA